This is a messenger RNA of Colletotrichum truncatum, 315 nucleotides long. The record is from RefSeq and is a predicted model, not a curated record. Lineage: Eukaryota; Fungi; Ascomycota; Sordariomycetes; Glomerellales; Glomerellaceae.
AUGCGCAGCAACCUCAUGAUUGAUUAUUGGAACUGCGCCAGCAACAACGCAAACUCUGACUCAACCACCCCAAACAUCCAGUUUGACACCGUCAAAGUCGUCAAUGUAUGCGCUGGCAUCCGUCGCACGCGUCACGAGAUAAUUAACAACCUCGAGUCCACCCUGGGCAGCAAGGCUAACGAUCGCGCCAAGGAAAGGGCUGUCCGAGAAGCCCUGACCGGAGCACAGUCUAGUCACGAGCUACUUAAGGAUCAAUAUGCUGGUGAUCGUGUUCGAGUUCCCGAGUCUCAAGCUCUUGGCGACGGUGAUGAUUAA